CUGUAGGGGCGGCCGGGGGCGGCUGGCGGCUGCCGCACCGGGCCGUAAGGGGCUGUGCCGUGUCCCCCCGGCCCACCCGGCUGGCCCUGCAGGAUGGGCAGUGUUUGCAGCGAGCGGGAGGCAGGCAGGGCUGAGGAUAGCGGCGGCGGCGGAGCAGCUCUACCCGUGGAGCUCUGUCGAGGCUGGAGCGGUGCCAGCGGCUGCAGCCUGGUUAUAAUGGAAGUCUUGACAGGCUUUGAAGCAGAGAUAAAGUGUUCAGAACACUUCGCUGGUGAGAGUCACGGUUCAAUAAGUUGUUAUACAGGAAGAUGGCUCCAAAAAAGAGUAUGAAGUAGUUGGACGUUUUCCAUUAGUUGACCCUUGGUGGAGAGUUAAUGUUAAAGCUAAAAAAAUGGGCUCAAAGUACUUUGUGCAAGGAUAUCCGUCAUAUUUUCUGCGGACUGAUAUAGAAGAAAACAACCGACAAGUGUUUUCACUCUUUCUUAAGGAAUGUGCUGUUCCUGAGGAUUUUAAAGAGAAGUUUCUUACUUGGCUUCCUAUGGAGUCUAUGCUGAGUUUUAGAAAUCUUGAAGAAAAACUAAAACAGUUCCAAGCUUCACGCUUACAGAUGGGGAUUAAACAAAGAGACACCAAGGAUUAUGACGUCUUCUACUAUGUUUCAAAAUCAUUUGCAGGAAAGGCGGUAUUGGUAGCUCUGACUUACCCGAUGAUACUGGAGUUCUUGCCAGUUCUUCUGCCACGGCAUUUUUGCUCUCUGUUGAAUAUGGUGUGUUGGCAAAGAAAGACUGAAGAAAACAUUGGAGCGGAUGAUGAGGAAGAACAUUUUCAAGACAAGAUGCUAACACAGUUGGAUGAGAUACUAAAGAAUGAGCCAUGGAAGCUUGGAUUCAGCAGGAUUACUUAUAGGGAACUGAACCUUUCUUACUGUGAGGCUACGUGGGCUGCCUUCUGUCGGUGUGAACAUCUCCUCUGGAAGAUUCCUGACUUGCAGAAGAAUGCAUUAAUUCUGUAUGAUCAACUCAAGAAGCAGUGCAGAGAAAUGGGACACACUUACGAAGAUCAAGAUGAAUUAGCUCGUUUGGUAUCUAGACAUAUGUCCAUUGAACAUGUUUGGCAAUCUCUUGAAUUUUUGAAAGAUCAGAAUGUGGUGAUUAGGGAGAAAAAACUAGUGUUUCUACCUCAUCUUUACAAAUCUGAAAAAGACAUUGCAAUGUAUAUAGGUGACCUUCUGUUAAACCACUCAUGGAAACUGGAUGUCGAUGUGAGAAAGGUACUUAGUGCUUCUGAAUCAUCAGGAGAAAUGGUAGAUAACAAAAUUAAUUUUACCCAGGCUCAUGAAAUGGAAAAUCUGAAGGAAAAUAGUCCAGACAAUCAUAACUGUGAAAAUCACUUUCCUGAAAAGGAAGUGGGGUUCAUGUGUGGUGGCCAAGGUAAAACAGAGUUAGACUCAGAUCAGGUAAUUGCUCUGGAAAAGAUUUGUUCUAAUCCUGUUACAAUCAUAAGUGGAAAAGGAGGCUGUGGGAAGAGUACAAUAGUUAGCUGCCUUUUUCGUUACUUAAAGCAGAUGGAAAAAGAAGUAGAAGCUGCUUCUAAGGACUUUGAAGAAGACCUGGAUGCAUCUGAGGACUGGAAUAUCUUUGAUAAUCAUUGGGAGUCAGAGAAUAUGUACACAAAAAAACUUUUGAAUGUACUAUUUACUGCACCUACAGGGAGGGCAGCAAGCCUUUUGAGUGAAAAAACUAAGCUUCCUGCAUAUACGCUGCAUCAGAUCAUCUAUAGUUUUAAAUUGUGGAGGCAGAGUGAACAAAUACAGCCGUGGAAGUUUGCUACUGUGACAGUUCUGAUUGUGGAUGAAGGAAGUUUGGUGUCUGUACAUAUUCUUAGUUUAGUUUUAAAAAUCCUGUGUGAGCAUGCUCAGCUUGCAAAACUUAUUAUUCUAGGUGAUACUAGACAGCUACCAAGCAUAGACCCAGGAAACAUGUUAGCUGAUAUUUUUGAGGGUCUAAGAUCAAGAGGCUUUUCUGUGGAACUGCGAACUAAUCACAGAGCUGAAUCUCAACUAAUCGUAGAUAAUGCAUCAAGAAUAUCUCACCGGAAGCUUCCUGAAUUUGAUGAGGUCUUGAAAGUUUCUGGUUGGAAUGAAGAAAUGACAAUGCCAAGCCCGGAGAAGAAAUUCAUUCUUAUUGCUUUGCCUGCUGGAGGGGGUUGUGACAACUUGCAAACUGCCAUAAAGACUUUACUUAAAAAAGGACCAGGACUGCAGGAUGCCAAACAAUCGCAGUUCAUUGCUUUCAGAAGGCAAGACUGCAAUCUAAUAAAUGAACUUUGUUGCCAACACUAUUCAAAUCAUCUAAGCAGAGAUCAUAACAACCGACUUUUAUUUCAAAUUGAUGACAAGAUUUCCUGCACACGAAAUACAUAUCUCAAGGAUCUGUUGCCAGACGGUGGUUUCAGAGAGGAUCCUAAUCACCAUGAAUGCAGAAGUGGAGAAAUCACCUUCACUACAGAGACUGCUGAGGAGGACAAACGACUAUGCAAUGGAGAUAUAUUUUUCAUAACAGGGGAUGUAGAAAUUGAUAAACAGCGCUUAUUGACCAUCAGCAGCACAUGUGGCUCCACAUUCACUGUGAAGUAUAAGGCACUGAGGAAGCUAUGUCACAUAAAACAUGCAUGGGCCAGAACUAUUCACACAUUUCAGGGUUCUGAGGAAAAAACUGUUGUCUAUGUGGUUGGCAAUCCUGGCCGUCAGCACUGGCAGCAUGUGUACACAGCUGUGACCAGAGGACGCUGCCGUGUCUAUGUUGUAUCUGAAGAGCUGCACCUCAGGAGAGCAGUCACUAACAAGAGCAUGCCCAGAAAAACUCGCUUACAGAGAUUUUUGAGAGAGGCAAUGGCAGGAACAAGCAACUGUCCCAAACAAACUUCCUCUCCCCUCUCAAAGAGCUGGCAAAGUCAAGAGCUUGAGACUCAGUCUGUUUCUGUAACUCAAGUUGCUCUUGACCCAUCUGAACCUCUAAGUGAGUUGAUUAAACAGGAAGGGUCAGCAGUUAUCAAUAAAGAAGAUCAGAUGGGCAGUUUGCAGCAAAGUCCAUGUAAAAGGCAACAAACUCUUGCAGAGAAUUCUGAGGAUGCUGUGAAAAUACCCUCUACAACAGUACAAGAUUCCCCACUUGGGUCUUUCAGGCUUAAGAAUCUGACUUUGGGACAACCAACUCCUAGGAAGCUUUUCAAAAGUUAACAGGCAAUUAACUGUCAUUAUGAACCUUUCUUGAAUCCGUUUCGUUCAGGAUUUUUGGAACAGAGAAGCUGGGUAUGCAGAUGAUUUUCAAAGGUUCUCCUGUAUUUGCUUGUUCUAUGAAGAAGCAGCUUGUUUUAAAGUGAACCUUUUAUAUUUUCAGUGAUCUGUUUUUAGUAGGAGAUUCUUCGGGGUGUCAUCAAAAAAUCACAUCAUUCUUUUGUUUUGGUGAAGAAUGAACUUGCAGGUCUUACAGAAUCCAUAUGUUCCCUUAAAAAUGCAUGGGAAUUCUGAUUUUAAAGGCUCUAGUUAUCCAUACCAAGAUUUAUCAGUCUCCUAAUGGCUACAGAAUUGAUGAGAGGCUUUUACUGCUGUGCCAAAACUGCAAUUUGCUUGAGUUAAAAAAUAGUUCUCAAAGGGGACAUUAGAUUUUUCUAAUGUGGCAGAUUUAUGGGUGUGAAGCUUUGAGAGAUUAUGGACUUUCAUCUUGUAAUAAAUAGAACAAGAAAGUGGCAAUCAGUGACACAAAAUUUUCCCCACUUCAUAUGUGAAAGAGAUGUAGACUUGCCAUUGCUGGUUUAGCUAAUAGUUGUAUGCUGGUAAUGACCUUGGUAAGAAAAGCAAAAUUCCAAGCCAGAGUUCAAAUAACGUUCUACUUUUAAUUUUUUUUGGUGUACUGUGUGACCUGUGGCAUUGUAAUUUUUGAGAUUAAUCAAACAUGAGACAAAUUGUACUAAAAUUUGGACAGCUUGCUUCUAACUAUUUUUUUUAACACAUAUGUGUCAUGAGUGAGUGGUUUAGGUUGCUUAAGGAAUCACCAUCAAAGGUAUUGGUGAGAGAGUUUUAGUGUGAAUUUGUGGGAUUGCAACUUCACAAAGUUCAGUGGAAAGGUUCACUUUAUUACUUAUUGCAUAGACAAACCACACAAAGAAGAAUCAAAUUAAAAUUAAGCUGGAAUGAUUUACACAGACCAAGGAUGUGAAGGGGUAAGGGAGACCUUCCUGUUGAGUCACGAGGGUCAGAGUGGACCCCCUUGCUUUCUGAACUCUUAAUAGAGCUUAGGUGCAGCUAGAUCCAAUCUUUGUCUCAGACUUGGACAGCAGUUUAUAUCUAAAGGAUGUCUAAGUUUCAUUGACAGUUUUAAGUUUGAUCGCAAGAUUUUAGCAGCACUUAAUUGUUGGCUAAUUUAUCAUUUACAAAGUAGAUCAAUAGGGUUUAUUGCAAUCAUGACAGUAAUUUGAUUAUGGAUCUGAGGUGGUAACAUUCAUUCUAUACUUGCUAUGAGGUAUUUAAAUCAAUUCACGCAUGCAUGAAGACAGACACAAAGGAAUAGGGGGGUGUGUGUGUGUGUGUAUAUAUAUAUAAAUAAAUGUAUAAAGGCGUACCUGUUAAAAGUUUCCCUGACGCUCAGUGGAAUAUCAGUGCUGAAUGCUUUUGCCUGUCUCCACAGGCAAAGGGUUGAGCCUUAAGGAGCCGGGUACAGGCUCCAUCGUCAGCUUUCAGCAGCGGUCCUCCUGACUUCAAAAUCUUUCUGUUCGCAAGCUCUAAGUGGUGUCCCACUCAGAGGGGAGAUGCUGUUUUGAGCUCUCCUGGACUGCAGCAGGCUGCAAAGAGCCUCACUUAGCACUCCUUUUUAUAGGGUUGGAGAUGGUUUGCUUUAGUCAACAAUAAAUUUCUGUCCUACCCACAAUCAGUCAGUAAUCACUGGAAUUUUCAAAAUUCCAGUGAUGGUGGUACUGUACCACUCAGAUUCAGAUAAGGAAUGCUUCAGGGCUGUCAGAGGGUGUUAUGAUUUGGAUAAAGAAUGUUUCUGGUACAGUCAAUGCUGUUCUCCACCUCAGCCAUGCAAGAGUUGCUGGUAUGGUGCAGGGAUGCUUAACUGCCCAACUUGUCUGUUGUGGUUUAAAGCCAGCUGGUGACUGAGGGCUGUGUAGGGGCUCACUCAUUCCUUCUCUGCACCCCCCGGUUCCUGGUAGGAUAGGAAGGAGAAUCGGAAAAAGGUAAAACUCAUGGGUUAAGAACAAGUUAAUAAUUGAACUGAAGUAAAAUAUAAUUAAAAUAAUAACAACAAUCGUGACAAAGAGGAAUUAAACCGAAUGGGGGGGGAAAAAAAAAAGAAGAAAAAAACACCAAAGCCCAAGUGCUGCACAAUACAGUUACUGAGUGAAGCCCAGCGAGUCCCUGAGCAGUGAUCAGUGGCUCAUGUCAUACUGAGCGUGAUGUUUUAUGGUAUGGAAUAUCCCUUUAGCUAGUGUGGGUCCACUGUCCUAGCUCUGCUCCCUCCUGGCUUCUUGGGCAGCUGCUCGCUGGCAGAGCAUGGGAAACUUGAAAAGCCCUGAACUGGGUAAGCACGACUUAGCAACAACUAUUCUCAACUAUUGUCAACGUUAUCCUCAUACUAAAUUCAAAACACUGUAUGAGCUACUGGGAAGACCAUUAACCCUGUCUCGGCCAGACCCAGGACAUUCUUACACAGAGGCCAAGGCCUAAUGAGGAUUCCUGAGACUGUAGAGCAGCCAAGAUGCACCGCUACAAUAUGGCAGGUAAAAGUGUACUACAAAUAUAAACACUGUAUUUUUUUGCUAAAGCUGUGUACAGAA
This is a messenger RNA of Falco peregrinus (peregrine falcon), 5835 nucleotides long. RefSeq names its product DNA helicase B (gene HELB). The coding region runs from base 392 to 3238 and encodes 948 amino acids. The record is from RefSeq and is a predicted model, not a curated record. The transcript has 14 exons. NCBI's taxonomy places the organism in Eukaryota, Metazoa, Chordata, Aves, Falconiformes, Falconidae.